Carassius carassius (crucian carp) is the source of this 1720-nucleotide messenger RNA. RefSeq names its product uronyl 2-sulfotransferase a (gene usta). NCBI's taxonomy places the organism in Eukaryota, Metazoa, Chordata, Actinopteri, Cypriniformes, Cyprinidae. Gene Ontology annotation, cellular component: membrane. Gene Ontology annotation, molecular function: sulfotransferase activity. The coding region runs from base 318 to 1553 and encodes 411 amino acids. The record is from RefSeq and is a predicted model, not a curated record. The transcript is spliced from 8 exons.
CUGGUGGUGCUCAGCUGCACACGGCAGCGCGUGAGUGAGUGUGAGUCCAUCCUCCGGUUGAACUUUUUCCUCCAAAUGCAGUAAUCUGACACCGACACUAACCCCAAAAAGCAGAGGAUGGAUUCCCAACUUCAUUCGCAAUAAUAGCUCAGCCAGAGCAGACGAGAAAACACGACCGAGCGGGGGGCGAACAUCUGAACGCGCGUGCAGCAGUCUGUGAAGUGACUUUAGCUUUUGUUUAAAUGUUGACUAAAAAGUUUUUAUCUAAAGAGGCGGAUGGGUGACGACCAUUCUCGGCGCUUCCAUGUGAGGAGACGAUGAAGAAUUACAGCAGCAGUCCCCGUCUAAACAACCACAGCGCGAGUCACAGCACGGGUCACAGCGCGGGUCGGAACAGCAGGAACAGAUUCUGGUUGUCGGCUCUCGGGUUUCGCUUCUCUCUGCGCGAUUAUGGUUUCUGCAUGGCCACACUGCUGCUCUUCUGUCUCGGCUCACUGUUUUACCAGCUGAACGGAGGACCCCCUAAAGUUCUGCUGGAGAUCAGGCAGUAUCUCGGAGAAUCCACUUUUGUUGACGACCACGGGCCUCCUACACCAAGGGAGCUGCCAUUCCCAAGUCAGGUGAUCUACAACAGGGUUGGCAAGUGUGGAAGCCGAACGGUCGUCCUGCUGCUGAGGAUUCUGGCAGAUAAGCACCAGUUUAACCUGGUUUCCUCUGACAUCCAUAACAAAACCAGACUCACAAAGCAUGAGCAGGUGGAUUUGAUGAGAAAUAUUAGCACUAUUCCGCAGCCUUUUCUGUACACCAGACAUGUUCACUUUCUCAAUUUCACAAGAUUUAGGAUAGAACAGCCUGUCUACAUAAACAUCAUCAGGGAUCCCAUUAACCGUUUCCUCUCCAAUUACUUUUUCCGUCGUUUUGGGGACUGGAGAGGAGAGCAGAAUCACUUGAUCCGCACACCCCAGAUGAAAGAUGACGAGCGAUAUCUGGACAUUAAUGUUUGCAUCAUGGAGAACUACCCAGAGUGCUCUAACCCACGUCUCUUCUACAUCGUUCCAUACUUUUGUGGGCAACACCCUCAGUGCAGGGAGCCAGGUGUUUGGGCUGUAGAGAGGGCCAAACAAAACGUUAUAGAGAACUUCCUACUUGUGGGAAUUCUGGAAGAGUUGGAGGACGUGUUGCUCCUUCUGGAGAGACUCCUACCUCACUACUUCAGUGAUGUCCUAAACAUCUACAAGAGUCCAGAAUUUUGGAAGAUGGGGAACCUUACAGGCACAGUGAAGAAGCACAUGCCCACUCUAGAAGCCCUGCAGGUGCUUUACCAAAGGAUGAAGUAUGAGUAUGACUUUUACAACUUCAUUCGUGACCAGUUCCAUCUCACCAAGAAGAAGAUCGGCCUCAAAUCCACCUCCCAGAACUCUGCUCAUGAGCCUGACUUUCUCCGUGAGCUUGCCCUCAGGACCCAUGAGCCUUUGGAGGAGGAGGAAGAAGAGGAGGAAGAAGAGGAGGACGUGGGGCAAGAAGAUGCCAACAUCUGGUUUGUUCAGCCCUGAGUAGUAGGCAUGGCAGAUAUCUCAUAAGCUUGAUGUCUAUGUCCAGUCAGGAGGUAGAGUCAAAGUCCCAGGUUAAAAUUGGGUGUGUAACCCCUGUUUUUAACGGGAUGGCCCUUCAAGACACUCUCAAGAAGAGAAGGGGGUCACAGAAACGUCUGAAGAAUUAU